This is a messenger RNA of Pseudozyma hubeiensis SY62, 3081 nucleotides long. RefSeq names its product RNA binding repeat containing protein. Gene Ontology annotation, molecular function: mRNA 3'-UTR binding. Gene Ontology annotation, biological process: nuclear-transcribed mRNA catabolic process, deadenylation-dependent decay. The transcript has a single exon. NCBI's taxonomy places the organism in Eukaryota, Fungi, Basidiomycota, Ustilaginomycetes, Ustilaginales, Ustilaginaceae. Gene Ontology annotation, cellular component: cytoplasm. The coding region runs from base 1 to 3081 and encodes 1026 amino acids. The record is from RefSeq and is a predicted model, not a curated record.
AUGGUAGAUCGUAGGGCCUCUUCGUUUGUUCAACAGCAUCCCCCUUCUCUUGCACAGUCCUCUGCCUCAUCCGUCAAUCCUGCAUCGACGCCGCCCUUACGUCCAGUGGCAAGACGUAGCGUUAGUGGCAGUGUCAAUACUGGCGGCCUCCCCUCCUUCACUCCUGCCGACAGUCGAGUGAGCAAUCGAAGUCCGCUUGCACCGCAACGCUCGGCUACUACCAUGUCCAAGGUAGAUCAAAACGCCUGGCCCGAGCCUGCUGGCACCGCAUCGUCCGGCAGCCCGUCCAGUGUCUGGAAUGGCCGUCCACCGUCCACCAUGGACGGCGACGCGGUCACCACCGCCUCUGCUUCCAACGUCAGCACCCCAGGUCGUAGCACCACGGCCCUCGAUGCCAAGGAGGCGACUUCCAACGCUUCCGUCUACACACCAUCUCCGCUCUUACCGCAGGAAGGCUCUGCCUGGUCCAUAGGUCGUCCCGGAUCCCUCACCUGGGGCAAUGAUCUCGCCACGAGGUCAAACACCUCAGAGAUCAUCACCGACUCUGCCGCGUCAAGUCCGAGUGCAGUCAAGCGCGCCACCACCAACGACACCACAGCUAUCACAAACGACUUCCAGAAAGAUGCAGCGUCCGCCGGCAAGGAGGAUGCGCGACCGUCGGUCUCGCCAAGCACCAGCAAGAAGACAGCCGCACCCGUCCCCAAACGCGCACCGAUUCGCUCGGCGACUUUGGACCCCAAACACCUCGCAGCAAAUCGGAGGCUCAGCAGUGACAGCGACGACGAGUUAGCAUCUGGACAGACUGCCGCUGACGAUGAUGAGCAGCUGGUCGCCGGCGUCAGCUCCCUCAACAUCACCACUACGGACACCGCUCCACAGCAGCCUGGAUACAACUCGCCGCCUGCCUUCAUGGUUCCAAAUCAGUACGCCGCUCGUGCCUCUGCUCCCUUUCCUCCACCACCUUUCAGCCCUGGCGAAGCGUUCAUGAAUCCCUCGCCGUAUCUUCCAGGCAGCGGAGCUCGCUCGCCGGAUGGAUAUACGCAUGCCUUCCCGGGUGUCGCAAACAUGAUACCUGGCAUGGCUCCGAUCGACAUGUCUGGCUACGAAUCCUACCGCACGACGCCAGACCCAUACGCACCCACCAUGCCUGGACGCGCCAUCUUUGCAUCACCCGGCUCACAAGGGUCCACACCUCAGAGUCCAUCGUUCGGACCUGCACCGCUCGGGCCCCACUUCAACCCUGCGAUGCGCAACGGAGAGGCACUUUUCUACCCUGGCAUCGUUCCAGGCUUCGGCCCGCCGCCAACGAUGGCUGGAGGCAUGGCGUCGCCCGUAAGGCCAGGUAUGACCGCAGGACCCGGACAUUAUGGCUUUGGUCCCGGGCCUGGAGCUGUCGACGCACGCGGGUCGCAGCUCGCACAAUCGCCCAUGAUGGCCCCUGGCAUGCCGAUGCCUAUGGGUGCGAUGAUGAUGCCGCCUACGAGCCCCGCCAUGAGUGCUUCGCAAAUGUCUUCGGGCGGACCCGAUAGUCGCAGCUCACCAAGCUUGUCGCAGUCCUUACCCUAUCAGCCGGGACCGCAUCGCAGAAUGGGAUCGACGGGCCCCGAGCCUUUUGUUCCAGGUAUGGCCAUGUCUCCACGACCUCCGUUUGGCAUGACGGGUCAAGCAGGACCAUUUGUACCGGGUCAAGCCUCGAUGCACGGCAUGAUGGGAGCUGCACCCAUGCACGCCUCUAUGAUGCCGUGGAACGGGCGUUUCCACGACCACCGUCGCGUGCCUACAGGUCCAGGUGGCGUGAUGGCACCCGUCGGCGGCUACGCCGUGGGAGGGGGACCGAUGGAUCCGCACUACGGCCGCAAUGGUGCCGGAUUCUACGGUGGUGCACCUUUUCACCCGUCAGGAGGGAACGGCGUUGCUGGUCCCAGCAGCAGCAAUGGCGGUGGUGGACCGAACAGCCAUACACGCAGCCCGCUUCUGGAAGAAUUCCGCAGUCGCCACGCCAAGAAUCGCAAGUUCGAGCUAUUCGACAUUUACGGUAGCUUGGUCGAGUUUAGCGGCGAUCAGCACGGCAGCCGCUUCAUCCAGGAGAAGCUCGAUACGGCGUCGGCCGAGGACAAGAAGGUGCUCUUCGACGAGGUCUUGCCGCACGCACGCCAGCUCAUGACGGAUGUGUUUGGAAACUAUGUGAUUCAGAAGAUGUUGGAGCAUGGGGAUGAGGAGCAGAGGGAUGUAUUGGCGAGGGAGAUGGAGGGGCAUAUUUUGACCUUGUCGUUGGGGACGUAUGGGUGUCGAGUGGUGCAGAAGGCGUUUGAUCACAUCUCGGCGGUGCAGGGGGAGAAGCUGGCCAAGGAGUUGGAUGGACACAUCAUGCAGUGUGUUCGCGAUCAGAAUGCCAACCAUGUGGUGCAGAAGGUGAUCGAGAGGGUGGAUGCGGACAAGAUCGAUUUCAUACCGCGGACGUUUGUUGGACACGUUGCCGGGUUGGCUGGACACUGUUAUUCGUGCAGGGUGUUGCAGAGGACGUUCGAGUACUGUAAGAAGGAGCAGACGAGGGUGUUGUUGGACGAGUUGUUGGGCGAAGCGGUGGAGUUGAUGCAACAUCAGUAUGGGAAUUAUGUGGUGCAGUGGGUGUUGCAGAGGGGAGAGGAGGGGGAUAGGAGGGAGGUGGUGGGGAGGAUCAAGGGCAAGGUGUUGGUGUUGUCGAGACACAAGUUUGCGAGCAAUGUCGUGGAGGAGGUGGUGCGGACUAGUGAGGGGAAAGAUAGGGAUGAACUGUUGGAGGAGAUUUUGACGCCGAUCACGGGGGCGGGGGAGGGGAAGGACCAGACGAACAUCGUUCCGGCGGUGCUGAUGAUGAAGGACCAAUUCGCGAAUUAUGUCCUGCAGAGGUUCUUUGAGAUGGCGGAUAGGGAGCAGAGGGGCAGGUUGGUGGAGGUGCUCCAGCCGGCGUUGGUGGGGGCAAGGAGGUCGAGCGUUGGCAGCGCCGGUGCAGCUGGGGGAGGAGUGGCGGCGCAUACGGCGAAGCAUCUGGUGGCCAUCGAGAGGCUUAUCGAGGGGUAUCAGGCUGAUGCUGAAGAGUGA